Messenger RNA from Ilyonectria robusta, 1204 nucleotides. RefSeq lists its product as uncharacterized. Lineage: Eukaryota; Fungi; Ascomycota; Sordariomycetes; Hypocreales; Nectriaceae. The record is from RefSeq and is a predicted model, not a curated record. The coding region runs from base 201 to 881 and encodes 226 amino acids. The transcript has 3 exons.
GCGUGGGAAAUUAAAUCAGCGCCCAGGCGCAGAUGUACCAGUCGCCGUUCGAGAAAGUUCUGUUCAUCCUGUCACAUGAUGCCACCACCGAUUAGCGUACGCGAACUUCAACCUUCGACAAUCUGUCUAAAAGCAAUGCACUUCUGUAUGAGGUCUCCUUGAAGCUGUCUAAUGGUCUUGUACCAUUCCAACCCGUCUUCAUGAACCAGAACGAAGGGCGCGGAGCUCUCGGGGUUCGCUUGUCAUUGGGACAAGCAAGCCGAGAGCCUCGAGUUAUCCAGAUCGCCUGUUGUCAAUCCCCAAAUUGUCUAGAGUGCCGAAGAAGUCGACUUAUCGAUCCAUAUUACUUUCGUGUAUCAUGCCGGUUGUCAACAUUUCUACAGCAAGAUGUCGCAGACUUGAGUGAAGAGCAGGGCGCACCUCUUGAAGCGGACCAGAACAGCCUUUCGAUUCAUAACGAGCUUGAUAAAAUGGCCCUUCACCGAUAUCUUGACAUUCUUUGGCUUCACUUUGACGCCACCAUGGAAACCGCACGCGAGUUAAGACAAUAUUAUGGCCGGCAGCUCGACCAUUUCAAAAACGUCAUCAUUGACGAAACGGGGAUUUGGAGUCAUUUGGAUCAAGCUCUAGAGAUCAUGGAACCUUUCCGGAACAUCCAGAUUGUCCAUGUAUGGCUUGAAAGUAAUCGGUACAGCGAAGAGUCACCACCACGCACAAGGGAGGAAUAUCUGGAACGAGCAAGAGAACUGCAAAGAAGGGAUUGGCCAGCACUCAUAGGACGAAACUGGAUCGUGAAUUAUAUAGAUGAUGACGGUCAUAUCUAUGGUGGAUUUCGAGCAAAUCGUACCCUGCCUUGGAGGCCCAGACUCCGACAGCAAUAAAAUCGGUAUUAUGAGAUUUUUGGCAUUGAAAAUGCUUGAGGUCAACGAUGCGGCUGAGCAGGCGGCGGACGAAUCGAGGGCCGAGUCAGCGUGGAGUUGCCUGGAGAAACCGAGGGGAAAACAUCUCUCCACGAGUUGGGCCCAGUGCUGCGGAGGGUGCAGCUGUGUACGGACUAGCCGUCCUGCUCUACCCUCGUUUCUUGGCUUUACCUAUCAAAAGUCCACCACUCACGCUGACAAGCUCUCAGCUUCAUAUUUGUGCCGGGCCGAAAGAAGAAGAUUGCCUUCCGCCUCAGCUAGCACUGAGAUCACAUGCCAAGUCC